CGCCUCGGCUUCAGAAAAAGAGAGAGAGAAGGGAAACUUCACAGAAAUGGCGGAGAGUGCGACGUCUCUCAAAGGCUUGCGAGCCCAAAUGGCUGCCGCUGCCCAGGCCCAGGCAGAAGAGCGCCGCAGCCUGUCUGGGAACAGCCCAGGGCCGACACCACCCAGCACAACCGCUAAACCUCAGGGGCCCAAGCCAGUCAUCGACGGCGCCGUAAUCAGGAUAGACGAGAAACUACGAGUAGCAAAGGAGAGACGAGAGGAGGCGGAUCGACAACAAGCACUGCGGGAUAACCAGAUAGUGGAGCGGGAGCGCAAGGCCAAGCUGCAGGUGGAGCGACAGAUGGAGGAGCGCCAGAAGAAGCUUGACGAGCAGCGCAGGAAGGAGGAGCAGAAGCGCUCCGCCGUGGAGGAGAAAAGGAAGCUGAAAGCGGAGGAGGAGAAGGAGCACUACGAGGCGGUGAUGCGGCGGACCCUGGAGCGCAGCCAACGGGUGGAGCAGCGUCAGAAGCGAUGGUCUUGGGGAGGUCUGUCCACAGACUCGGACGGACGAGCGGGAGACUCUGAUGCCAGCGUCUCGUCUCCAGUAGCUAUAGAAAUCACCCCCGCCUCGCCACAAAAGCCCCCAAGGAAAAAGCAAGUGGACAAGCGCUCCACGUCCACCAUGAACCUGAAGCAGUCGGGCGACGCUGCCAUCAGCAAGCGCCUUUCCACCUCCUCCGCCACCCUCAUCAAAACCCCUGAUAAAAGUGCUAAGCGGAGGAGUGCGUCUUGUCAACGGUUGCCUAGCAAUGGCAUUGCUCCUCAGGCUAAGGAAGACGGCAAAAAGCCCCAGGUGGAAAAGCCAGGCCGCAGUGUGAUGAAGAGAAGCUCCUCCCUCUCUCGGGGGGGCGGGGUCCGAGCUCAGACCCCUCCCGCCAAACCCGAUAAGGGCACCACGGACGAUCAAGCUCGCAGGGCCCAGCAGGCAUGCGUUGCGGACGGAGGGGUCCUGAGCCGCCUGCUCACCCCCACCCAGGCCUCACUAGCUAGGAGCAAGAGUGCCGCCGCACUGUCCGCGGACGGAGCAGACGCUGCAGCCUCGGCCAGCCCGCUACAACCCCCGCCCCGCGGGCCGCUGCGGAGCCGCAGCAUCGACCGGCAGAAGAGCGGCAUGACGGGCUCCGUCUCGGCCGACGGCGCCCUGGACCCCUCUCUGAAGGACAGAAGGUUAACCUCGCCCAUGAGCCAGCGCCCCCCGUCCCCGUCCAACUCCCUGGGCCGCAACAGGUCACCCUCCCCGGCCCCCCCUCCCGCACCCAAGAGGACCCCGUCCCCGGCACCCAAGAGAGCCCCCUCCCCAGCACCCAAGAGGACCCCCUCCCCAGCGGCAGCCAAGCAAGGCUCACGCUCCCGGCCCCCUUCCCCCGGCGCGGGGAAACAGCGCCCCCCGUCCCCACAGCCCAACGCCGCGGCCCCCGCCUCUAAACCCCCUCCCAUCCAGAAGCCGGCUCUCACCCCGACGGGACCCCAAACCCUGCGCAAGAGGGACUCCAAGUCCAAGGACCUUCUACCCGGUCAGCCCGUGCACCCCCCGUCCCCCGACUCGGGCCAGGCCAGCGCCUCCUCCCCCAGCCCCUCUCCCGCCCCGCCGGCCCCCCACAGCAAGAGCAAGGACAAAGACGACCCCAAGGCGAUGGUGGGGACCAGCUCCAAGGAGGAGGCGGCCAAGAUGCUGGCGGAGAACCGCCGGCUGGCUCGGGAGCAGAAGGAGAAGGACGAGCUGCUCCGGGUACAGAGGGAGGAGGAGGAGAGGCUGAGGAAGGAGGAGGAGCAGCGGCUGGCGGAGGUGGCCCGGCUGGAGCGUGAGGAGACGCAGAAGAGGCAGGCGGAGGAGAAGGCCCAGCGGGACGAGGAGGAGGCGCUGCAGGCCGAGGAGGACCGGGUGAGGCUGGCCGCCGAGGAGGUCCUGAGGCAGGAGGAGCUCCAGCGCGAGCGCGAGGAGGCGGAGGCCCGCGCCCUGGAGGAGGCGGAGCGGGUGCGGGUGGAGCGCGAGCGCGUCCUGCAGCAGAACCAGCAGGAGCGCAUGGAGAGGAAGAAGAGAAUUGAGGAAAUAAUGAAGAGAACAAGGAAAGGUGAAGACAGCGAUAAGAGAGACGGUGAUGAUGAUGAUAAAGACGACCAGGACGAUGGUGAAGAUGACGUGGACGACAUUGACUGUGAAGCUAAGGAGGACGACAUGGUCCAUCAUGAGGAUGCGGACGGGGAGGCCGACGCCGCUAAGGAAGAGGAGUGCUGCGUGGCCGGCGGUGAGCCGGUCAGCGAGAGGCAGACGCCCGUGGGCAGCGUCAACGGCCAGUCGGACACCGACGACAAGGAGAACAACAAUGACAUGAGCACAGACGGGACCCAGGCCGUCAGCCCCAUUCCCAAGAGCCGGCUGGUGGAGGGCUCGGAGUUCCUGAACGAGGAGGAUGCCUCCAAGGCGGGCCUGGUGCCGGGCGUCAACGGCAAGCCGGGCCCCUGGAGCUUCGAGGAGCUCAUCGACCUCAACGUGCACUCCAAGAGCCGGCCCCUGCUGCAGUCCGAGGACCGCAACCAGGGCCUGAUCGACUGUGACGGGGCCUCCGACGGGCCCCCCCGCGGGGCCUUCGAGGACAACGGGGCCCCCGGGGUCAAGAGCAUGCAUUCCUCCCCCCAGCCCCUGGAAGCCCUGGCAGAGGUUUGAUGCCCCUGGCUCCGCCCUCUGCCUCGUACUAUUGCACUCCCAGACGUCCCAUCCGGCCGAGCUCUUCCAAACACUCCUCCAUUAGCCCCUCCCCCUCCGUUCAACUGCCCCUCCUAUUGGACCUUCUGUUCUCACCCGGACCCUCUCAGCCAACCAACGUAGGACCGCAAGAUGGCGGAGAGACCGUACCUCCAGCACCACAAAGAAAAAAUAAGAUCAUACCGUUUCAGAAGAAAUGGUGUACCCUCCCAUCAAGUCAUUCUUUGUCCCCUCAAACUUCUACGUGCGUGGUUUAGUUUUCUCUGGUUUGGUUUAUAUUUCUAAAUGUUUUUUAUGGUUUUCACUUUGCCAGUGGUGAGGUGUUGUAAUUUAUAAGUCCUUUUCUCUUUUGAUGUCCAUUGCUGUUCAUCAUAUGUCGUUUCCCCUCCCCCCCCCUUGUCUUGCUCGCUCGCUCGCUCUCUCUCUCUCUCUUUUGAGAUUAUUCCAGAAUGAACGCACACCUGGGUGGAUGUAAAGGGGAGUGGAAUUGUGAUUUCAUGAAAGGAACAUUUAUAUGUGGUCAUUCUCCUGAAAGUAAUUGUUUUAUCAGUAAUGCAAAAUUAAAUUUCAACAUCCCCGCAACAUGGCCUUAUAGGUAUUGCAAUGUACUUUCUGGGUGAGUUAACAACCCAAGUUGCUUAUGAUUCAUACACAUGAUAAAGCAUAUUCAGAAGAGGAAAAAGGUGUGUCUACAAGGCUGGUGUUCACACACUUUGUUUACAGCUUCCUGGAAGGACCGAUUCUCCUGUCCUGUCUUUCCCUCCCAAUAUCUCCCACCUAUCGUUUCUCCUUCCACCAGACGUUUUUUUUCGAUUAAGGUGAGCACAAGUGCUCCCUACAACACCCAGCACCCUUCACCCUAGACCCCCAGGGGCCCGUCACAACCAACACCUUUGACCAUAGUUCCCUGGGGGCCUCUGGGAAUCAAUGGGCUCAGUGCCGUGAACUCAAUGUUCAUAGAAGUUUCCGCUGUCGUCCGUUGUGUUUUUCCGUUCAUUGGAACUGACUUUAGGCGUUCGUAACUUGACUCGUGUUUCGCUCAAUUUACAUGUGUACAUAGACUCAUUGUUAAUAGAUACUCGCAUUAGAAUAGAAUCCAGUGAAAGCUGUCGUAGACCAUGGUCCAAUCUGAAAUGAUUGCACCUGUUCCACUUAAGGUGUGUGUGUGCGUGUGCGUGUGUGUGUGUGUGUGUGUGUUCAGUACUCCACAGUGGUGUGGCUUCUGUCUCACAUCCCCGAAGUUGCUCAGGGCUAAUGCUGCAGAAGUAAAUUCACUUAAGGGCCGACAAGUUUUUAAACAUGCUGCAAUGGAGUCCUAUGGUCUAUACUGUUAUCUGUGUGGGUCCUUUGACUGUUGUGUGUGUGCUAUCCCAAUAACCUUAAUAACUAAAGAUUCUCUACAAAAUACACGCAAAGCAAGCGUCUCUUGGCAAAAAAAACAACAUGAUUCUAAUUUAUAUAUAUAUAUAAUUUGGCUGUUUGUAUAUGAAAUAUAUUUCUACAUAUUUCUAUGUAUGUAUUUAAGUGUUAUUUUUGUAUAUAAUCAGUAUUAGGCCAACUGAAGCCAUGUUAAGGAAAGGGUGUAGUCGUCUGGUGUGUCUGUUACUGUACUUGAGCUAAGGGCUUGGGUUGUGAGUAGAGCGCUGCCUUGCCUUUGGGCACAGUGCGUGUGUGCCCCCCCCCCCCCCCACCCCAA
Molecule: messenger RNA, 4439 nt
Organism: Gadus chalcogrammus (walleye pollock)
Lineage: Eukaryota; Metazoa; Chordata; Actinopteri; Gadiformes; Gadidae
Gene: map7d3
Product: MAP7 domain containing 3
Exons: 20
Coding region: 47-2704 (885 amino acids)
Biological process (GO): microtubule cytoskeleton organization
Cellular component (GO): microtubule cytoskeleton
Source: RefSeq, a predicted model, not a curated record